CCCAAAAAUCAACAGGUGGCUAAGCUUUUUAGGGUUUUCGUCGUCACUGGGAAAAGAGAGGACGAGAGAUCCUCCACUAAUUUCAAAAAAAAAAAAAAGCUAAUCUUCUUUAUUCGUUUUAGCGAAUCGAUUCGUUUUCUGGGUUCAAGUAUCAAAUUCUUCUGUGGUUUCGUUUCUUGAUUUGUGGUUUCUCUCUUUUUGGAAAAUUUUGAAACGAUGGGAAGAGGCAAGUUCAAGGGUAAACCUACCGGCCAACGCCGAUUCUCCAGUGCUGCUGAUAUUCUUGCUGGUACUUCUGCUGCACGUCCUCGAUCAUUCAAACAGAAAGAAGCUGAAUACGAAGAAGAUGUUGAAAACGAGUCAGAAGAGGAAUCUGAAGAAGAGUCCGAAGAUGAUGCUGAUGUGAAGAAGAAAGGAACUGAAGCGGUAAUUGAGGUUGAUAACCCUAACAGAGUAAGACCAAAGACCUUAAAAGCAAGAGACCUCGAUGCUAGUAAAACCACUGAACUCUCAAGGCGUGAAAGAGAAGAGCUUGAGAAGCAGCGAGCUCAUGAGCGAUACAUGAGGCUGCAAGAGCAAGGCAAGACCGAUCAAGCAAGGAAGGACUUGGAUCGUUUGGCUCUGAUUCGCCAACAGAGAGAAGAAGCUGCCAAGAAGCGAGAAGAGGAAAAAGCCGCAAGAGACGCUAAGAAAGUCGAAGGGCGCAAAUGAGAGUUGUAAUCACUCAAAGAUCUACCUACUAUGCCAUUAAGUUGUGUUGUUUUUACAUUUUCUUCCGUUGAUAAAAAGAUAAUGUCUCUGUUAUUCUACUAAGGAUUCUUGUUAUCUCUCGAUCUUUCAAUACAUUUGUUAAGUUUGGUUUUAAAAGGGAAUGCCCAGCCCUAGCCAUUAUUAAAUGAGUAAGGAUUUGGAUGUAGU
Messenger RNA from Camelina sativa (false flax), 918 nucleotides. RefSeq lists its product as uncharacterized. The record is from RefSeq and is a predicted model, not a curated record. Lineage: Eukaryota; Viridiplantae; Streptophyta; Magnoliopsida; Brassicales; Brassicaceae.